This is a messenger RNA of Linum trigynum, 7959 nucleotides long. The record is from the annotation of a GenBank genome assembly. NCBI's taxonomy places the organism in Eukaryota, Viridiplantae, Streptophyta, Magnoliopsida, Malpighiales, Linaceae.
UGCGAGUUAACAAAUCCCCCCAAGAGCUUGAACAUAUUUUGCGGGAGGACAUUCUUGGGGUUAGCUUUCCUCGAAGGUUCUUAAAAAAUACUGAAUAGCUAUUUGUCUUGGUUUUAGUUUCCAGACAGGUAGCUGGCUUUGGGUCUUCUUGUUUGGUUUUUUUUUCCGGGGUGCCUUUAUGGGGCUUGCCUUCCCCUGUCUGUUGCUGUUAGUAAGGGACUUGUUGUUUGGGGGUUGAAUUUGUAUCGGUUUCUGGCUUUUGCCUCCCUGUCUUAAAAAAAAAAUUGUGUGUUUUGCUCCCUUUAGUUGUCGUGCUUUGGUGCUGCAUUCUCCCUCUUAGGUAGUAGCCUGUUUACUUUUGAAAUUUCUUCUUUGUUGUGAUUCUGAUCUUCAUUAUGUCCCGUCUCUGUGUAUGCAGUUGCUGCUUUCAUUCUGAUUCUUUCUUGCGGAAGUGAAGAUCAUGGAUCGAACUGGGUAAUAUGCAUCAUCUCUUUCAAACGUGUUUAGUCCUCAUCUCUUUUUUUAUUGUAUGUUUUUCCUCUCUUAUGACAGCUUUUUCUUUGGCCAUUUAAUAUAGGGAUAAGGGCUAUCAAAAUUUCCUGAAGGAUGCUGCGAAUAUAUCAGGACCCAAGAGUAGCAUUACUGGAUCUUUUUCAAAGGCUGGGGUUGGUCGUCUCUUUUUUUUUUUUUGUAAUUAUUAUAUUAUAUGUAAAGGUGUUAAAAUUGUCCCCCUGCAUAUUGUUCUUAGUUUGCAAAGUUGGGCUGUAAUUAAUAAUGGGCUCUGUUGGGCUGUAAUUUAUCAUUGCAUCUGUUGGGCUGUAAAUUAUUAUGUGCUCGCUUGGCUCUAAGGCCCAUUUGCACUUUGUUCUUUUUUUGGUGAAAACUUUUGGGUUUUGUCUUGACUCUGCAGCAAGAAUACAGAUUGCAAUGAGUUCCUAUAUACAAUUAAUCACAUUUUCUUUAUUAGACAUUGUUUUUAGCUUUAUAUAAUUAAAUAAUUGCAAUAAUGUAAUGAACUUAUUGACUAUUUCAACAUUUUUUGUUGUCGACAGUAUCGUUGUACCAACCCUAUACAAAAGAAGCUUUUUUCGAGAGAAACGGCCAAGUCUCCUAUGACACCGAGCACAUAUGUCAUUGUUAUUGAUGACGAUGAUGAUGAUUUGUUGGGAGGAACGGUUAAGUCUCCUGUGACACCGAGUUCUGAAGCAUUAUUAUUGACGAUGAUGAUGACGAGCCUUAUUUUGAAAGAAAAAAGAGAAUUAAAUCUUUCAGGACCUCUACCAAGGAAAAGGUAUUUUUUUACUAGAAUAGUUUUGUAUACUAUUAAUAAGCAUAGAAACUCUCUAAUAUUUUAGUUUUGCAUGGCAGUUUGUGAUGCAAUUUCCUAUCACCAAGUACAUGAAGUUAACUUUAGAAGAGGUUAAUAUGGCAUACUAUAUCUUUGCAAAAGAUCUUGAUGGUCGGAAUAUAUUGGUAAAAAAUGGUUCCCAUUUUUGUACUCGUCUGUCGCUGUGGAGCUUGUUGCCUAACAAAUGGGUACAAGAUGAUGUAAGUGUUGGUUUUAUUUACAAAAUUAGUUCACAUUAUUCAUUUAUAUAUAGUAGUCACAUUGUUUGUUGUUGUGUUGAAGGUUAUAACAAGUUGUGCAUAUUAUCUCAACCUAUCUGAGAUGUAUGAAGAACGACGUGGAACCCCGUUUCGGUUGUGCUUCCUCCCUACCCAAAUGCAGGUAAUGAAAAUAUGGAACACUAACACUCACAUUUUUGUGCAUAUUAAAAACAUGCACUAAUCUUUGUUUCAAUAUGAUCCAAUAGGUGGGAGUGGAGAAGUAUGGUUAUAGUCCUGAAAAGUUAUUAAAUAAUUAUCGUUCUAGCUUCUUGCGUAAUGCCUAUGGAUCCAAGAAGGUAGACAUUUAACGAAUAUCUCAUACCUAUUUUUUUUUUUUUUGUAUAUUUUGUUUAAGGAUGAUGAUCUUCAUGUUGAUAUUUGGCAGGUCUAUCUACCAUUGAAUUAUGGCACUCAUUGGUAUUUGGCAGUGGUAUUGACAGAAUCAAAACAAGUACAUCUGGUUGACUCAGCACCUAUGACAGACCGCAAUGGAAAUCGUAUGAAAGUUGUAGGACGCAUGGUAAGUACACUGUUGAACAUUUGCCAUCAGUUUGUUUCGUAAUCAAACUUAUUUUAGUUAAGUACGUUUCAUUAUUUAUGCAGAUGGCAUUUUUACAUGAUUUAUUUGAAAAGCUAUACUAUGAGCUAGAGAAGAUGAAUGAAGCGCCAAACAUCCGCAAUUUUCAGUUGAUCAUUCCUGAUAAGGUUCCUAUACAAGAAAACGGGUAAAUGAUAUGGAUAUUGUCUAAGAUUAUUUUAAAGCAUUUGAUUAUUAAUAAACUUACAUAAUAGCUAUUUGUAUUAGAUUUGAUUGUGGCAUGUGGGUUUGCUUAUGGAUGAUGUACUCAGAUGCCAUGAAUGGAUACUGUGUUGGGGUAAGGAAGCAUACACUUAAUUUUUAUUAGUUCAAUCACAAUAGGAUCUCUUGUAUUUUUCCUUGUAUUAACAAAAAAAAAUUUACACAGCCAUGUAACGAGGUGGACCGAAUGAUGUUGGCACUAAAGUUGGUGGGCUGGCCGCAAAAUUCGAAGUUGGAGAAAAUCCAUCGUCAUGCUCUUGAACACUCAUCUAUGUGUAAAGACAUGAUCCGCAAAGACAUGGUACUCAUGCAUGGAGAUGCCAGAAUUUGAAGCUGAAACUUUUUGUCACCAGUUUGAAGUUGGAAAGCAGAUUGGAUCGCUGUUAGGAUUAUUUGAGUCAAGUUGAAUUAUUUGCAUUUAAACUGGUUUGUUUGAAUUAUUCGAGUCAAGUUUGGAUUAUUUGAGGUUAAACUGGAUUGUUUGAGUUAUUGAUUUGAGAAAAAGAGGUUUAUUUGCUUAGCAUCAUAUCACAGAUUGAUUUUUUGGUGGAAAAAUAUUAAGAGGCGAGACCGAGUCGAGCGACUUGCCAUAUAGGCCAACCUGGUAGGACGUCAGGUCUCUAUAGCCUUUGUUCAGGCCGUGUAACAUAACGGGGCCUUCAACUCCAGUGUUCCACGUCUCGAAUCGAGGUCCAACAUUAUGAAAAAAUCAUCAUGAAAAUGAUGACUCAUCUAAAUGGAAUAUCACUCAUAAAACCCCUUCUAUCCCAGUCUUUAAAUUAUUACCUCAAACAUCAAAGAGUCCUUGGUUUUCUGCCAUGUAAAGAAUGUUCAGUUGGAUCUAAGCAAUGAAAAUAUAGAAACAGAAGGAUCCUAUCUUGCCCUAACCCAAACUUCGCUUGAUAUUCUAUAUUUCUACAUGUACUCCACUGUUCUCUUAUUCUAAUAGCUUUGGCAGGGUAAGUCUUUAAUCCGUUGAAGCACUCAAAGCUGAAGAACUGAAAGCUAAGGCAGCUGCUGGUCCAAAACCCUUGGGGACAAAUGGAUUACUCAAAGAAAGACUAGCAGAUGUAGAUGAAGGACCAAAUGGGUUUGACUGUGCUGUUGGCGGCCUAAAACUUAUUGGGCCAGGUUGUUGACCAGAGGGAAGCGCCCCACCUGCAAUACAUAGGAUUUAUAAGCAAGAUACAGCAAUUGACUCCAAGUAACACCAGCAAAUUCUACUAGUAAUCACCUUUGUCUCCAGAUUGAUAAUCCUCCCAUCUUAACUCCUCGUGGCUUUUCUCUUUGUAGACAGGCACAGCUGAUAUUGACUCUAACUUCUCAGGCUGCCCUCGUGUGGCUUCUGUGUCAGCAGUUCCUAUAUAGGGCACUGCCCUACUUCCUCCUCGCUGUGUACCAACUGGUGCUUGUCCAAAGCCUGAGCUUGCAAAGCUUGGUGUUGACGGCAGGGACCCUGAUGAUGUAAAAGGGGGAAGGCAAGAUAACUGCCUGGGUUCAAAAGGUACAGUUACAAACUUAAUUACAGCCAAAAACUAAGGGAGUAAAGCAAGAUCACAGUCUCAUGCAUCGAUCUAAACACAUUACUUACCCUCGACUGUUUUCUUUCUUGGUUUUGAAGGUUUCUGGAUGCGAAAGAAGUCGACAAUUUUGGUCUGGACCAGAGGAAAUGCUGUUCCAAACCAAUCAACAAACAUGCACAAGUAGCAUCAGACCCAUAACAACAAGUUUAGAACUUUUUCUUCAAUUCUUCGCAUAAAAAAUUUUACUUGAAGUCCACCUAUUGAGCAAACCAAAUGAACAGCAAUCUCGUAGCUCGGUGAUUAUAUUAAAAUAAAGCCCCCAUCUUUCUUUUGGGUCUAGCUGUGCAGCCUAGUCAAUGGCAGGCAAACUAGUUACGGUGACCUUCUCAGGAUUCAGAUUCAACAUGCAGAGCAAAACCCACUUGCCUUGUAAGCUACCUGAUUUUUCACCUAGGCAACAUAAGUUACAUAACUUACUAAAUCCCUCGCCAUUGAGACAAAGGAACCAAACGAUUCGAGUGAAAAUUGAUGCUAGCACUGCACACAUUGCAGCUGUACUGGAUCAAUACCCAAUACCCACAAGAAUAUUUCAAUUCCCGGGUACGAUACCAAAGCAGACAGUGCAAAAUCAUUCGACCAACAUCAGUACUACAAGGGCGGAAUGCUAAAGGAGGAACAGGAAGCGUUCUGGAACCUCUUCUGGUUAGAGCAAGAAGGGCAGAACCAGGAGCCUUUUGGGACGGAAAUGAGAAUGGAAUGCUUGCUUUACUGGUAGUUUAACAUUCAAUGCAAUAACCUAGGUUCGAACUCUAAAAAGGGAAUAAAGGCAAACUAAAUCUAAACUGGAUCUGGAAACUAAUGAGAGAGCUUUUCUAAAACUUUCCCCAAAUAAACUAAGUAUUUUUGGUAUUCUGCCCCCACAACCUAACCAUCUUAAUUACCCUUUAAGUAGCUUCCUGCGGGAGUUCUGUCAACAAUUCCCCCCAACCUUUUGCAGCUGCCUCCUGUCUAAGAGAAUCAGUCCAGGCGCCCACAUGGAAGAGGAUGGAAAUCAGCAUGCGGCAGGCGAUGGUCUGACUAGCGAAAGAGAAGAAAAACGAAACCAGUCAGCCGAAGAAGAAGGUAUUGUCGAGGAGAAUGGAGAUAAAAAUGCAGAAUCUGAUAUUGAACCUGACGAUAAAAUCAUCGAAGAUGAAGAGACUGAAGUUCUGAAAAAUCUUAAGGCCGAGGACGUUAUUGGUCGAAAGUUCAACAGUACUGAGGAGGCUUACGAUUUCUACAAUAAGUAUGCAAGAGCUUGGGGUUUUUCGGUGAGACGUGAGAAGAAGACUGAAACAAAAAAGGGGGAAACAACUUCUCGACUUUUUGUCUGUUCUUGUGUGGGGACAAAACGCAAAAGUAAAGACGAGCUACAACGACCUUCACGAUUAAAUACAAGAUUUCAGUGUAAAGCUAGGCUGCGUGUUCAGCUGGACAAGUCAGAUUCAAAGUACAUUGUUGACACUUUCUACAUCGACCAUACCCAUAAUCCGAUUCGUCAAAAGUUGGUGCAUCAUAUGAGAUCACAUCGAGGCUUAGAUGAAGCGACUAAAGCUAAAGUUAGAUACCAACGUGAUGCAGGUAUGAAAACCGCUGACAUCAUGAAUCAGCAUGUGCACCAGGCUGGAGGCUAUGACAAAGUGGGACACACCAAAAAAGAUUUACAUAAUUUUGCCUCUAAAGAUCGUGGGGAAAGGAUCAGCGAGGGAGAUGCUGCCACGGCACUCGCAUACCUUAAGUCUAAAAUCAGCGGAGACAACCACUUCGUUUUGGAACCUAUUUUUGGUGAAGAUAAGCGACUUCAUAGCAUAUUUUGGGCAGACAGCAUGAGCGUAGCAGAUAUGGCGUGCUUUGGAGAUUUGCUAGCAUUUGACAGCACGUACAAGAAGAAUGUUUAUAACAUGCCUCUAGUUGUUUUCUCAGGUGCACAUUUCUACCUUAUCGUUACUACAUUCAUUGAUGCAAAUUAUCGUUCUGCUCUAUUUUUGGUACAUCUGUUGUACUUAAUUUGCUGUCUAUUAAAAUAUGCAAUUGGAUUCUAGGUUUUUAAUGUACAAGCAAAACUAAGUCUUUUGCUACUGUAGUAAAGUAUGACAGUGCAGAAUUUUUUCUCAAAACCAGCUACUUUCAACAAAAUUUCAGUAGCUUUCGCUAAAAACACUUAGCUUUUGUUCAAGUUUUGUAAUAAUUUGCUCGCUAAUUUGUUUCCCUAGUCCGACCAAUAUGUUUGCUCACAAAUAAUUCAGCAACUUCUCAAUUUUGGUAUAAAGCUUACAUACAUUGGUUUUGGCACUAGGUAUCAAUCACCACAAAAAGAGUUGUAUAUUUGGAUGUGCUCUGCUAGCUAACGAGACUGAGGAAAGUUAUGACUGGGUGCUAGGGGUACUGAAGGAAGCAAUGAGGGACAAAGAACCUCGUACAGUUGUAACAUAUGGCGACAAAGCAAUGCGCAAUGCCAUUCAGAAAGUCUUUCCAGACGCAACUCAUCGUUUGUGUUCAUGGCAUAUUGCCAAGAAUAUUGUGAGUCGUUUCAAAAACCACAAAGAGUUCGAACCUGAAUGGCAGAAGUUUGUAUAUGCUGAUUAUGAGUAUGAUGAAUUUGAAGAAAAAUGGGCAGCAAUGGUGGAAAAGUUGUCGCUGCAUAAUUCUAAAUGGGUAUCGGAUUUAUUUGGAAGGCGAGGGGAGUGGGCUUACACGUACCUACGGACUUACUUCUUUGCAGGAUUGUCAACAACGUCAGUUUGUGAAGGACUUAACUCACAUCUUGCAAGGUUUGUAACUGAGGACCACAAUCUACUCGAGUUUUUUUAUCCAUUUUGAUCGUUGGAUAAAAGAACUAAGGGAAACUGAGGUGAAAUUAGAUUUUCAAUCCAGCUUUGGUUUACCCGAGAUAAAACAUACAGCCUUGAGGACUCUUGAAGAGAGUGCUGCUAGGGAAUUCAGCAAUAAGAUAUUUGGAAAAUUUCGAAAAGAGCUAGGCAAAGUUGAGGGUAUCAGGAAGAGAAAUGUUGAGAUAAAUGGAGUGUGGCACAAUUACCAGGUGACGUUGUUUGGCACAGAAAAGAUGUUCAAUGUCAGUUUUGAUGUUGAAACCAAGAAGAUGAAGUGCAGUUGUGCUAAAUUUGACUACAUGGGAAUUCCAUGUUGCCAUAUGCUCUCUGUGCUAAAGGAAGAGAACAUACCGACAGUGCCAGAAACUUUGGUAUUAAAAAGAUGGACAAAGAAUCCAAAGACAAUAGACGACAUGCAAGAGCAACAGAGUAUCGAUGAUCCUAGUCUAUUCAGUGUUAGGUACGGGAUGCUGCAGUACAGCAACUUUCGCUUUUGCUUUCUAGGGGCAAAUUCAUCCGAAACUUAUAGGUUUGCACAAAAAGCAAUGGAUAAUUUGUGUGACCAGUUAGCGACGAUGCAACAGAAUCCUAUUGAGGGAGGCACGAUCCCUAUACCAGAGGAAUAUAAAGGAGUAUUAGACCCAUUGAAGGUGCCAUAUAAAGGUGGUAAAACUGGAAAAGGAAAGUCUUUUGGUAAACAGAAACGAAAGUGCGGUAAGUGCGGACGAGAUGGCCAUUAUCAAAGCACUUGUACUAAUUCUCCUAGCAACUCACAUGAUGAUGAGCCAACUAACCAACCGGUAAAGGUAAAUUUUCUGGACAAAUCUUGUGUAUUUAAUUAGUUGGUAACCAUUUAUUCUUCUAUAAGUAUGGCACUAAAACCUAACUUUUUGUUAACGUAGAAGAAGCCAAAACAUAGUGCUACCAAGCAGGCUGAAAGUCAGCCCGAUAACAACAAUCCUGGCCAAAGAAAGGAAGCAGAAGAUGUUGAUGGUUUGGACGACGAACCUCAAAGGGUAAAUUUUGUGAAAUCUUAUGGGCUUACGAAACAGAUUUCAUUCAUCCUUGAUUUUGGUUGUUACAACAUUUCCAUUUUAUGUUACAGAAGAUUCCGACCACAAGAAGUGCUACUAAGAGAAAACAAAGCAGCACCAACAAG